AUGGGCGUUUUCUUAUUUUCUGACUGUCAGAAGGAUGAAAUAGAAGGAAAAAAAAACUCAAAUAUGAAAAAGAACAACUUUUCGAAAGAAUUUUAUUUUCUCUCUCUUCUCUUGUUUUUUUCUCUCAAUGAUCGAUUCUAUUGCUUUAACGAUCGUCAUCCUACUGCAUAUAUCUAUCCUUAUCGGUGGUGGACUGAGUGCACGAGAGCAGUUUUCAUGGCAGAGAUGAAAAGAGAGCUCUUUCUCGUUUUUACAAGAAACGAGAAGCCGAUCGUGUACAAACUUGUCUAUUUGAGAUGGCGAGAGGUGACUGGUACUGAGCUUGAUGGCAUGACGAUCUUUGUCAGUUUUCAUAACUCUGAGUUGAGAAGUGAACUCCCAUGGAUGAGGAACAAUGUCUUUUUCUCAAGGUACAUUCCGCCUAAGAAAUCGGAGGACUGGUCUGAACUUUGUCCUCCUCAAAGCCUAUGGAUCAAUCCACCAAAGAACAUGUUUCAACUGUUGAAAGCGAAGCAAGAUUACAUAAACGGUACGGAAUUCAGAUGCGUAGGAUCGAAUCUAAUGCUCAUUCGUGCUUUGUCGUGGAGAUUGGUCCUCGCCUGCAUAAUUAACAAAGAAUCUUUGUAUACAUGGUACAGCAGAAGAUGUGGUGAACGAACUAAUCAAAGCAUAAACAGAGUAUUUAGAAGCUUUUAUAUGUAUGUGAUGUCGGGGAGGAAAAAGAUCGUGAUUCCACGGUUCUUGCAUAAACGUCUGCAAGAUUUCGCAUAG
Thlaspi arvense is the source of this 771-nucleotide messenger RNA. Lineage: Eukaryota; Viridiplantae; Streptophyta; Magnoliopsida; Brassicales; Brassicaceae. The record is from the annotation of a GenBank genome assembly.